This is a messenger RNA of Achroia grisella, 6661 nucleotides long. It is a transcript of the gene Pcf11, whose product is annotated as pre-mRNA cleavage complex 2 protein Pcf11. Gene Ontology annotation, biological process: termination of RNA polymerase II transcription. The transcript is spliced from 16 exons. Gene Ontology annotation, molecular function: phosphatidylinositol binding; mRNA binding; RNA polymerase II complex binding. NCBI's taxonomy places the organism in Eukaryota, Metazoa, Arthropoda, Insecta, Lepidoptera, Pyralidae. The record is from RefSeq and is a predicted model, not a curated record. Bases 241 to 5388 code for a protein of 1715 amino acids. Gene Ontology annotation, cellular component: cytoplasm; mRNA cleavage factor complex.
GCCGCCAUUUUGUAUUCACUAAAACGCCGUGAGACUCGUUAGUUAAUACUUAUAUUCGUUUAUUUAUUAUCUUUACGUGUUUUAUAUAUUAUGAACACUAUGUGUAAUUAGUUGUACGUGAGAUAUUUACAUUUACAUAUUUACUUAUCAUCGACUGUGUAGAUUAAUCUGUGAUAACUGAUGUGCAGUUGAAGACAGUGCUUGGUAUGGUGAGAAAAAACACCGCUGUCACCAUCCAACAUGGCAAAAGAAAUUGCGGAGGAGUAUGCAUCGAGUUUGGCGGACUUGACUAUGAACAGCAAGCCUCUCAUAAAUAUGCUGACGAUACUCGCAGAAGAAAACAUCGAGCAUGCUGGUGUUAUCGUUGAAACAGUUGAGAAGCACUUGGAAAAGGUACACCCGGACAUCAAGCUGCCUGUACUGUAUUUAGUAGAUUCCAUUAUCAAGAAUGUUGGACGUGCUUACACUCAGAAAUUUUCUCAAAGUAUUGUCAACAUGUUCACAAGGACCUUUAAACAGGUUGAUGAGAGAGUGAGAUCACAAAUGUUUAAGCUGCGUGAAACAUGGCAUGAUGUAUUCCCAGCAACAAAACUCUACCAACUGGAUGUUAAAGUGAACUUGAUAGAUCCAGCGUGGCCAAUUCAAGCACAGCCUCAGCAGUCAAACAUCCAUGUAAAUCCAAAUUUUCUGAAAAAGCCUAUGGCAACAACAAGUGUCACCACCCCACCAGAUGAAGAGGAGAAGAUGCGGAAUAUCCUCGCAAAGAAAGAACAAGAGUUAUUGAUGUUACAGCGGAAAAAAGUUGAAAUGGAACUGGAGCAGGCUCGCAAGCAGUUAGAGAUGACUGAGAAGAGUUCUACUAAGGUAACAACAGUGAUACCUCCUUCUACUCUGCCCCCGUCGAUGCCUGUCGCGUUGGUGAAUCCGGUCGUGGCGCCUGUUAUGAGCGUCGCGCCGGAUGUGGCCAACAUUCCUGUCAAACAGCGCCUCGGACCGCCCGUGAACAAGCUCGGGCGGAUAGCGCCCGUCAGCGGCGCCCUGGCGGCCGCCCGCAGGGACCCGCGCCUCGCGCGCCGCCCCCCGCCCCCCGCACCCACCGCGCCCCCGCCGCAGCUCCCCAUCGCACCCAACGUGUUCGACAUUAAGCCCCUCGAGCGUGUCACGAAGCGCAAAAACGUGAUCACGAUCGACGUGCAGCCUGGAAGCGUCGCGCGACCGCGCGACCCGCGCCGCCGCGACCCGCGGCUCGAGUCGCGCGACGACCGCCCCCGCAAGGAGAAGUCGCGCGACGACCACCGCCCCAGCAAAAAGUCGGACGACGCCCGCAAGCGGAACGACGUCGACGAGAAGUCGCAGAAGGCCGACCCCGCCGAUGACUCGAUAGUCGACUACUUUGGCAAGCUGCCCGACCUCAAAAAGAUUAACAAGCUUCCGCCCAUCCCUAAAAUUAAUAGAAGCGAGGAGGGGGCGAGGGACUCGCCGGUUCCGACCAAGAAGAGGAAGGAGUUACGCGCGGAGAAGAAGCAGAAGCGCGAAGACGCCGUCAAGAGCAGCUCGAGCGAAUCCUCCCCAGAGAAGAAGUUACGGAAUAAGGAGGCUCGUAAAAAGAAGGAGCGCAGAGCCGACGAGGAGGCGGAGAAACCGCCGGAACCGGAAGUGAUCGCGUUCAAGGAGCUGAAAAAUUAUCAUAAAGAACGCUACAUGCGAAGGAAUAAGGAGAAAUCCGAGAGCCCCGAGAAAUUGCCCACCGAGACCCAGGAGGAUAACGCCGUCCAAAAUAAAGAGUCAUCAAUCCAUUUUCCAGAUGUGCCGGAAAUUGAUGAAAACAAAGAUGUGGACCUUCGAGUUUUGCAUCCAGUGGAUGUGAAGCCGGCUGUGGUCAGCCAGAAGCGACCCUCAACGGAAAUGUUGCCGGAAGUUAAAGCUAAAAAAAAUAAACACGACAAAUUUGAUAUACUGUUCGGUAACGAAGAUGUGGACCUUCGACAAUUGCCCCAAGUAGAGGAAUUGAAUGUUCCACCGCCGCAGUCAGUUAAAGAUUCACCCAAAGCAGUUAGUAAAAUGGACGAAGACAUUCCUUCGCCACACCAAUCGCCAAAGCAAAAAGACUGGAAUGAGGUCAAAGAAAAGAAUGAUGAUACAAAGAAAACCCCAUCGAAGCUGGAUAUAGCUAAGGCAAAGUUGGCGGAAGCAACUAAAGGCAAAGACCGAUUAGGAAGACCGUUGCUCUUCAAUAAAUCUCCGAGUGUGGAGAGGGAGAGACGUCGUACUAUCAGCUCCGAAGAUGUAGAUUUAAGAGCAGAAAACACAAACGAUUUUGACACAGAGGAUCAUAAAAAGACCAUCUCAAUUAUAAUGCACCAAGCUAAAGAGCAGUACAGUGAUGGGCAAUUAGACAAAAAUCAAUACAAUACAUUGAUGUAUCAGGUACUACAACUGAACGAGAAACUCAAACUGAAAGAGGCAAAACAGAGGGAGUCACUAGAAGUAUCCAAAAGAAAACUCAAAGCUCACACUCAGGACGAAAAUAAUAAAGUGGCCAGCCCCAAAUCGUCGCCGACUGACCGAAACAGAUUUGGAGAUAUCGAUGAGAGGAUUACUCCUGUCUACAUGGAUACCCCACCGGAUAGUCAACAGUUCCGUCCUCAAGACUCUGACAUGAGAAUGAAUAUAAACCCCAUGGACGGAGGCGAGGCUCCGAACUCCACCGGUUUAUUGCCACUGCCUCCUAACAUGCCUCCGAUGUUUCCACCAUACAUACCUACAUGGAGAGGGCAGCCCAGGCCGAGAGUGGAGGAAUAUGUACCGCGGAGAUUCCGUGGUGUUGCGCCGCCAUUCUUUAGAGGAAAAUUCGACAAGAGAGCGAUGAGGCCACCGUUCGACCCGCGGCCUCCUUGUCCUUUACCGACGCCAACACUCGGCAUGUGCCAGGGCGAAAGCCCACUCUUGCCAUACGAAAGGACACAGUCCCCACCUCCACUCGGCGCGCCUGGAGUUGUAAUUCCCUCAACGGAUUAUAGAGUCUUAGAGUACAUAGAUCAAGAUCCUGUGAAAACGAUCCAAAUAGACGGAGUGUCAAGAGAGAUUAGAUUCUAUGGUGAAACAGCAGUCAUUAUGAUGGAGUGGGACGAUCCUAGAGAAAUCAAAUUCUUGCCCGGGUGUAGGAGAGUCACGUUUGAUAAUAAGGAUUCUGUUGUAUUGUCUUUUAAUGAAGGAUACAAACAAGUGGAGAUUGAUGAUCAAGUCUUCAACAUCCGGUUCGGAGCGCCGACAAGAGAGCUAUUUAUAAAUGGAAGGUGGUACGAGAGCUUUUUCGGCGGUCAGCCUAUUGGAACGAUCAUCGAUGGUAAACCUAGAUUAGUACAAUUAGAAGGACCUCCUCCCCAAGUGGAUAUAGGAAAAACUAAACGCACAGAUCUAGUUGCUGGAAAAAUUAACCUUAUCGUAGACGCCACACAGAUGUGUCCCUUGUACUUAGACGCUAAAGUGCAGAAGUUCCAUAUAAGUGGUCACGUGUUCACAGUUCGUUUUGUUGAUUCAUUAAGAACUGUUCUCAUCAAUGAGCAACCGUUCAAGAUUGAGUUCGGUGAGCUGCCGAAACCAAUAACAAUAGGCAACAAGAAGUUCUUCAUCAGAUUCUCAGCACUGCCGCGUAAUAUAAAGGCUGGUCAUGUACAGAUAGCUAAUAUGGAAGGUGCACGUGUGGAGCCAUUUGUACAGCCGACACUCGGUUUCAAAGACAUUCACGAUCAGAACUCUAUGGAGACGGAUCAAGAUGUAGUUCAGAGACCGGUGAAAACGCCAAGUCCCGAAGUUAACAGCGAUAAUAAUACACAAGGUCUGGACAUGUUAGCAAGCGUCAUGCCGUCAUCAAUAGCGCCGGCCUCUGCUUCAGAAUAUAGCUUAGCAGAACCGCUGUUUGCGAAGGCCGACAAAAUACCAGGUCUUGAUACUCCAGCUGAUGAGAAACCAGCUAACCCAAUACUACCAGUGCUUGCCAAUAUUAAUGUUAACGAUCUAUUCGCUAAACUGGUAGCUACAGGCAUAGUGCACGUUAAUAAUGAUGUGAAGACUGAAACUAAGGAAGAGGUUAAGGAAGAAGUUAAACCCAAGCCGAAAGAAGAUAAGACUAAAAUCCAUAGAGUAGACUUGCUGAGGAGUGACACCUUGAAAGUGAAGCAGGAGGCGCUGGUGUGGCGGCUGUACGGCGGCAUGCAGUGCUCGAGCUGCGGGGCUCGCUUCCCGCCCGAGCACACGGUGCGGUACUCGCAGCACCUCGACUGGCACUUCCGGCAGAACCGCCGCCAGAGAGACUCCGCCAGGCGCGCGCACUCGCGGCACUGGCACUACGACCUCUCCGACUGGCUGCAGUACGAGGAGCUCGAGGACCUCGAGGAGAGGGAAAAGAGCUGGUUCGAAACGGGCGGCGCGGAGGGGGAAGCCGCAAUCGAAGGCCUAUUCACGGAGCCGGCGGAGGAGGCGCCCAGCGUGGCUGCCGGCGCUCCCCAGGACCAGCACUGCGCGCUGUGCGGCGACCUGUUCCACCAGUUUUACAACGAGGAUAAGGAGGAAUGGCAUCUCAGGAACUCUGUGCGACAUAACGACAACAACUACCAUCCGCUCUGCUUCGAGGACUAUAAGGCAUCACUGACCAAAGAAGAACCGGUCCAAGACUCGAAGGAAAUUGUGACCGACAUCACCAAAGUAGAAGAAGCAAUUGAAAUCAAAGACGUGGACGAUAUCAUGUCGCAGUCUGACAACGAGUCCGUCGUGGAAGUCGUAGAACCAGAUGAUAAGGAGAUGAGCGAACCCGUAGAGAUCAUGGACGACGAGACGGAGGCGCCGCAGCCCGAGGCCGAGGAAGACGACGGCGACGAGGACGACGUGGUGCUGAAGGCCGAGCCCGUGGAGCACGUCGACGUCGACGACGACGACACGGACGACGAGACCGUCGCUGAACGCCAACGACUCGACUCGCUCGCUGCCAUAGACUUCGCCAACGUCAAAGUCAAAAUCGAGCCCAUAGACCCUGAUGACGAGCCAAUAAUAACUGCAGAGGAGUCAAUCCCCACCACAGUGGACACAACGCAUGUCACAGUGAUGUCCUCUAUCGACGGAAAUGUACAACUAGAUGCCACGACAGCUCCCGUCGCCUCCCUACUAGGCGGUAUUCGCAUAAACAUAUCUAAAACAAUACCCUCCUUUGUAACCAACAUACAAGACGACAAACUGCUCGAGGAUAUAAGUAUGGAUGAUGAACCACUCCCCCCCGGUGAAGAACCGGAAUUGGAGUACACCCUGAAACCGACGCUGGAAGGUGUCGAGUUCGUUAGGAAACCACCCGUGAAUAAAGGCAGCGAGUUGUCUGGCCUUUGUUCUAUUAUGUAAAUUGUUAUGGAUAGACUAGUCAAUCUACUGGUGUUUAAGUUUUAGGUUCGAUUUGUGAAGUGAUUAAUAUGAAUGCAGUGUUUAUGGAUUUUAAUUUCUGCAAUAAAAGUCUCAUUAUAGAUUUUUCUAUAAUAAACGAUUUACGGUUACACAACAGUGUGAUUCUAUCUGACUCAGUUGAACUAUAACUGAAAUUAUGUAAAUUACAAAUUGAGCAUGGACUUUUGUAAAUUAUUUAUGUGCUUCUUUGUAAGACAGUGCCACUGUUUUUUUUAACUAUUAUACUUAAUAUAUAGUUUGAUAGGAAUUACUAAUGCUUCAAUAAAUUCAAAGGAUCAAUAAGAAUAUAAUUUAUUCUGAAACUUAAAUAAAAUGGCUCAAUCUGAAAGUAGUCAGAAAACUUGAAAUUGAUAAGGAUUAAUCUUAUAUUCUAUCAACAGAAUUAUAAGGGUGAGCAGAUUAGACAACUCGUAAAGUAAAUUGCGUUGAAUCUAUACCAUUCCCAUUUAUUUAAAUAGUUUGGGGAUCUAGCUUUGAAAGGAUUGCUGAAAUUAUGUAUAUAUAAAUAAUUUAUUGUUAAUAUAAUUGAUACGGAAAUCGCCAUACUUUAAUAAGUCGUAUUGUAUACUUAUAUGUAUAUUAGAGCCAAUCGCAUUAUUACAUAUUGAAAUUUAUUACAUUGUGGUUGCAAACCCAAAAUAAAUGUUCAAUAACACUUGAAACUUCCCAUUAAGUUCUUAUAAUACGAAACAUGGUUUCAAUGUACUCUAAUAGGAUAUAUUUCUGUAGUUAUGUGUAUUACCAAUUUAUUUAAACGAAAUGUGAUACUAAGUUAAGUUCCUUGAUAUUUCGUAGUUUUGCAUUCUCAUAUUGAAUAAUCACAGUCUGUGAAUUUUACUGUAUAUAAGACAUAUUGUAAUUAUUUUGUGUAUAUAUAAAUUGUAGUGUAGUUACUUUAUAUAAUAGAUGACUAUUAUAUACUGUUUAUUGUUGAAGAAUCUCGUUAUUCUUUGUUUGCUGAUUUCUGAAAUAAAAAUUGGUAUCGAGUUUGCUUUUUUAUUUUUACAUCACAAAUCAAAAGCUUUUAUUAGUGAUUACAUUAAAUAUAAUACUGCAAAUAAGCUCGUAAACUAUGGUGUCUAUAUUUUACAAUACUGAUUCUAUUUACAUUUUAAAGAAUAUAUAGAAUUAAUAAAUGCUUAGUUUUAUUUCAAGCUUUGAUUUGUGCAUAUCGUGCUCCAGGUAUACGGAUGUAUUAAACUUAUAUAUAUAU